Quercus lobata is the source of this 5681-nucleotide messenger RNA. RefSeq names its product pentatricopeptide repeat-containing protein At4g13650-like. Gene Ontology annotation, biological process: RNA modification. NCBI's taxonomy places the organism in Eukaryota, Viridiplantae, Streptophyta, Magnoliopsida, Fagales, Fagaceae. The record is from RefSeq and is a predicted model, not a curated record. Gene Ontology annotation, molecular function: RNA binding; zinc ion binding; protein binding.
CCCGCGGCCACCCCAACAGUUUAAGUUAAACGUAGAUUUUGCGUGUUCUUCUUGUACGGUUGAACUGGUGGUUGUAGCCAUGAAUGCUAAGAGAGAGUUAAGUUAGAUAGACGCUGCAGUGCAGUGGAUGAGUGAUUCUAAUCCAAGAAAUCCUCCAUGUCCAUGUUUCUUCUCACACCACUUUCCUUCUCGUAUUCCUUAUUCCAUCACUUCCCGCGUGCAUUCAAAUACCCCACCACUCUCAAUCUCAAUCUCAAACACACUUCUUCAAAGUUCAAUAAGUAUGUUCGUGGGAAUGUCAGUAGAAAGAAUUUAGCUAGUUUUAGCAGCACUGCCGUAUCUCAUGUGUUCGACGAAUUUCCACAACAACAAACUUAUGGGAGCUCGGAGGGAAUUGAUCUUCUUCAUGUCAUGGAAACGCGUGGAAUUCGUGCCAAUGCUCAGACCUAUCUAUGGCUUUUAGAUGGCUGUUACAAUUCUGGGUCUUUAUUAAGUGCUCAGAAGCUUCAUGGGAAGAUUUUGAAGUCGGGUUUUGAUUUGGAAAACGUUUUGUGUGACCAAAUUAUUGAUAUUUACAUGGGGUGCGGUGAUUUAGAUGGUGCAGUUAAGGUUUUUGAUGAAAUGUGUGACAGAAGUGUGUCUUCAUGGAAUAAAAUUAUUAAUGGUUUUGUGGUGAACAAGUUGAGUGGUCGGGUAUUGGGUCUUUUUCAGCAAAUGACAGCCGAGAAUGUGGUUCCAGAUGAAAUGACAUUUGCUGGAGUCUUAAGGGCAUGUGGUGGCGGUAAUGUUGUUUUCCAGUAUGUGCAUCAGAUUCAUGCUAGGAUUACUUAUCAUGGUUUUGGUGCUAGUACGCGUGUAUGUAAUCCAUUGAUUGAUUUGUAUUCAAAAAAUGGGUUUAUAGAUUCUGCUAAAAAGAUCUUUGAUAGAUUAUGUUUGAAGGAUAGUGUUUCUUGGGUGGCAAUAAUGUCAGGCUUAUCACAGAAUGGACAUGAGAUAGAAUGUAUUUCCCUGUUCUGCCAGAUACAGACAUCAGCAACUGCCCCUACUCCUUAUAUCUUUUCAAGUGUUCUAAGUGCCUGCACCAAGAUAGAGUUAUUUGAGGUGGGCAAGCAGCUUCAUGGCCUUGUUUUUAAGGUGGGAUUUUCAUCAGAAACAUAUGUGUGCAACGCUCUUGUGACAUUGUAUUCACGCUCAGGAAACUUUAUAUCUGCGGCAGUUUUCAGCACAAUGCGAAACAGGGAUGAGGUUUCAUAUAAUUCACUCAUCUCAGGGCUUGCUCAGCGUGGGUCUAGUGAUAGAGCUCUGGAAUUGUUUAAUAAAAUGCAGCUUGAUUGCUUGAAACCAGAUUGCGUGACAGUUGCAAGUUUGUUGAGUGCAUGUGCAUCUGUUGGAUCUCUUUAUAUGGGAAGACAGCUCCACUCAUAUGCAAUUAAAAGUGGAAUGUCUUCAGAUAUUAUUCUUGAAGGUUCUCUACUGGAUCUUUAUGUGAAAUGCUCAGAUAUAGAUACUGCCAGUGAAUUUUUCCUUACAACAGAGACUGAAAAUGUGGUCCUAUGGAAUGUGAUGCUAGUCGCUUAUGGGCAGUUAAAUAAUUUGAGUGAUUCAUUUGAGAUAUUUAGACAGAUGCAGAUUGAAGGCAUGAUACCCAAUCAAUUCACUUAUCCUAGUAUACUGAGGACUUGUACUGCUUUGGGAGCUCUUGAUCUAGGAAAGCAGAUUCAUAGUCAAGUUAUAAAGACUGGCUUUCAGCUCAAUGUGUAUGUCUGCAGUGUGCUUAUUUAUUUGUAUGCUAAGCAUGGAAAACUUGACACUGCCCUGGGAAUCCUCAGAAAACUCACUGAGGAAGAUGUUGUCUCUUGGACAGCUAUGAUUGCAGGCUAUGUGCAACAUGAUAUGUUUGCCAAAGCUCUUAAACUUUUUGAAGAAAUGCAAAAUCGAGGGAUCCAAUCUGAUAAUAUUGGAUUUUCAAGUGCAAUCAGUGCAAGUGCCGGUAUUCAAGCACUCAAUCAAGGACAACAAAUUCAUGCUCAAUCUUGUGUCUGUGGUUACUCAGAUGAUCUUUCAAUUGGUAAUGCACUUGCUAGUCUUUAUGCUAGAUGUGGUAGAAUAGAAGAAGCAUACUUAGCAUUCAAGAAAAUUGAUGAUAAAGAUAAUAUAUCAUGGAAUGCAUUGAUAUCAGGAUUUGCACAGAGUGGGUACUGUGAGGAAGCACUGCAGGUAUUUACUCAAAUGAAAAAAGCUACAGUAGAAUUUGAUUUAUUCACAUUUAUCUCUGCAGUUAGUGCAGCUGCCAAAAUAGCAAAUACUAAACAAGGGAAGCAGAUCCAUGCUAUGAUUAUCAAAACUGGUUAUGAUUCAGAAAUUGAGGUUUCUAAUGUUUUAGUCACGUUGUAUGCCAAGUGUGGUAUCAUAGAUGAUGCCAAAAGAGAGUUUCAUGCAAUGGCUGAAAAAAAUGAGGUUUCUUGGAAUGCCAUGAUUACAGGCUAUUCUCAACAUGGAUUUGGUAAUGAAGCACUCGAUUUUUUCCAGGAGAUGAAAAAGCUUGGUGUGAUGCCAAACCAUGUUACCUUUGUGGGAGUUUUGUCAGCCUGUAGCCAUGCAGGUAUGGUGAAUGAGGGGCUUGGCUACUUUGACUCAAUGAGAAAAGAGCAUGGCUUAGUGCCUAAACCUGAGCAUUACGUAUGUGUUGUGGAUCUUCUUGGUCGGGCUGGUUUUUUGAGUCAUACAAGGAAAUUUAUAGAGGAUAUGCCAAUUAAACCUGAUGCUCUGAUUUGGAGGACCCUCUUAAGUGCUUGUGUAGUUCAUAAAAACAUGGAAAUUGGAGAGUUUGCUGCCUGUCAUCUACUAGAAUUAGAACCUCAAGACUCAGCCACUUAUGUUCUCUUAUCAAAUAUAUAUGCAGUGACUGGAAAAUGGGACUCUAGGGAUAGGACAAGGCAAAGGAUGAAAAAUAUGGGUGUGAAGAAAGAGCCUGGCCGUAGCUGGAUUGAAAUUAAGAACUCAGUUCAUGCCUUUUCUGUUGGUGACCGUCUCCACCCACUAGCGGAUAAGAUAUAUGAAUACUUAGGAGAUUUGAAUAAACAAGCAGCUAAUAUUGGUUAUGUGCAGGACCGGUAUGCCCUUUUGAAUGAUAUAGAGCAAGGCCAUAAGGAUCCAACAAUAUAUAUUCAUAGUGAGAAGUUAGCAAUUACUUUUGGACUCCUUAGUUUGUCUAAUUCAAUUCCCAUACAUGUGAUUAAGAAUCUUCGUGUCUGUAAUGAUUGCCAUAAUUGGAUUAAGUAUGUGUCAAAGAUUUCAAAUCGAGCUAUUGUAGUAAGGGAUGCAUAUCGUUUUCAUCAUUUUGAAGGUGGUACCUGUUCAUGUAGAGAUUACUGGUAAGUGUGACAUGAGAAAGUAUAUCAAGAGAAGAGGAGCUUCAUUGGAGCCUACAAAAUGCAUCUAUUGUCAAUGUAGGAUUUGUGCCCUCUACUUAGGUUUCCUUUGCCUGAAGAUUUUGGGAAGUGAACUCUUCUUCAGGGUUAUAUGGAUGGGUUUUGAAGACAUUAGAAAGAUUGGAAGGACUACUUUAUUUGCACUGGACCUGAUUCAAUUCUGGUACCAGUGAUUGUGAAACCUGAAGAAGAUUGGAGGGGGGCACACAAUAUUGAGCACGAUAAUUUGUAACGACUUCUCUCAUCAAAUUCUGUCUGCAUAGUUAUGGGCCUGAUUGGGAUAGUUCUCAAAUAACUGUUUUCCACUUUAAAAAAAGUUAAACCAUUACCACAAAAAAAAAAAAAAAAAAAAAAAGUGUUUGCCAAAGGGUUUUUAACAAAAACUGUUUUUGGAAGACUUACCUCAGAAAGAACUGUGGAAAAAAAGUUUUCAGAACCCCCAUAAUGGUGUUUUCAGAUUGUUUUUGGAAAUUAUUCUCAAAAACACAGAGAUACACCACCUCAUUAAUGGAAAACUUAUAAAUAAAUGAAGGGAAAAAUAUAAAUUCAAAACACCUUCUUGUCAAUCUAAUGAUCCCUUCAUUUCAGACAAAGAAAGGCAUUCGGGCACCCUUGCCUAGCACAGCAUCAUCCCCUUAGCUUAACCAGCUGCAUAUUUGGUGGAAAUAUGCUAGAAAAAUCAAAAUUUAGUGAAGGGCCAUUUUUAAAGCAGGAAUGAAGGUCUAAUUUUGCCUAUCAGUUUUGGUGGAUGAAAGAGCAUGCAAACCAAAAGGUCAGCUUGCACUUGCUCUCUUUGCUAUUCUCAAUAAGCAAUUUCUAAAUUUUCUCCACUAGGAAGUUGUUUACACUGAAACUUUUUAGUUUUUGGUACAUAUUUUAUUUUAGGGUAAUUAUUACCUCUUGUGGUUUAUCUCUAUCACAAUUCAGCUCACAAAUUUACAAAUUGAGCAUGGUUUUGUUUUGCUUUAUUUUGUUUUUCUGAUUAAAGUUCUUUGUUUGUUUUGGUCGAUUUGUGGCGAAUGGGUUUUGUUUGUUUUGCUUCAUGGGUUGAUUUGUUCUUAGAUCACCAUUUUGGGUUGCCUUACGAUGCCGAUUCUAGUGAUGGGAACAUGCUGGAGGUGGAAUGAUGUGGUGGGUCUAUGGGUUUUGUAUUUUGCAGUGCUUUGACUAGUGAAUUUUAUUUUGUGUUUGGCUGGGAAUUGUAUUCUAUUUGAAUCUAAACUUGAUCAUAUUUGCUGACAUUACCUGUUAUAUUGCUCAGUUGUGAUACUGAUAAAUUAAGGCUGGUGACUUGGCAGAGGACAUGCUAUAUCACUGAAUAAUUGUCACAUGCAUACGUUGAAACAUGUGACAAUUACCUUCCUCCCCAUAUUGAGUGAAAAGGGGUAGAGGCUGGCCUAAAAUCCAUAAAUUCCAUCUGGCAGUGAGAGAGAGAGAAAGAACUUCAAUGAAAAGCUAAAACCCAAAUUCCACCUGAUUAUGUUCUCCUUGACAAGUGAUUAUCAAAAAAAAAAUGUUCUCCUUGACAAGUGCGUCUAUGAGAUCAGCUCUCUUUAUCAACAGUAACUUCUUGAACAAGAAGACUUUACUACUGUGGGAGAAGAGCUGUGCAAGUAAUUUCAUGGAAUAAUGAUAAUUCUUCAUGGCAGUUUUUUGGAUGUGCAAAUUAUUGGCAGCACCUGCCGUGGACUUUACUGACUAACGAGUUAUUUAAUGGCACCUAAACCUAGGUCCCAGAAAGAGAGAGUUUUUAUUCAUCUGCCCUCCACCUAGAGGCAAGUCCAAGAUCAAAGAAAAAGAAAACUGUUCUCUUUCGAUCAUUGAAAGAAGUGCAGAAAAUGGUCAACAUGAUUACUAGCAUCAAGGAGAGCCAUCCCUCUCCGGCUCUCCCCAUGUCCCUGAAACUAUUCAUCUGCGUCUCUGUUCUUGAAAGUAAUCUCCUCUGUAACGCCAUCACUUAGGCACGGGAAGAGGUUUGGAGCCCCUUUAUCCAUUAAAACUGUGAACAUUGAAGAGACAGUUUCAUGAUGUUAUGGUAUGUGGUUCUUGGAUAUUUGUAAAGUAGAGGCUUUAUAAUAUACUUAGUUGUGAUGAGUAUGUGAUGAGCCAGAUUCUGUGUACAAUGAUUAUAAUGAGAGGUUUUUGAGCCUCUAGCUUAGUGGACACGUCUGGCUCUCCCAGUUGGGAGAGUCCAGGCUCGAUCCACAUGUAUAGUCCUACUCCUAAAGUAGCCAAAAAAAAAAAAAAAAA